AUCUGAUCCUGGUGUAGAAUAUGCAUUAAUGGCUCCUACUUAUAUGUUUUUUCGAGAAAAUCAUUCUGAUAUUUGUGCAAAUUCAUUAUCUUGGAAAUAUGGUUCAUCUGUUAAUAAUCAACGAAUUGAAGCUUGGUGGUCACAUUUAAGAAAAUAUAAAUCUCAAUUUUGGAUAGAAUUAUUUUUAGAUAUAGAAAUAGCAGGCGAAUGGAAUAAAUAUAAUAAAAUUGAUUA
This is a messenger RNA of Racocetra persica, 234 nucleotides long. Lineage: Eukaryota; Fungi; Glomeromycota; Glomeromycetes; Diversisporales; Gigasporaceae. The record is from the annotation of a GenBank genome assembly.